Messenger RNA from Rhopilema esculentum, 4046 nucleotides. RefSeq names its product structural maintenance of chromosomes protein 1A. NCBI's taxonomy places the organism in Eukaryota, Metazoa, Cnidaria, Scyphozoa, Rhizostomeae, Rhizostomatidae. The record is from RefSeq and is a predicted model, not a curated record. Gene Ontology annotation, cellular component: nucleus; cohesin complex; chromosome. Gene Ontology annotation, biological process: sister chromatid cohesion. Gene Ontology annotation, molecular function: protein binding; ATP hydrolysis activity; ATP binding.
CUAUUUUCUUCGAGUCGUUUCAAUGUCUAGUUAUGAUGAUUAUACUUAUUAUUGUAAUCUCUAUUCUGUGCAAUUACCCACAAUUCCUUCGCAAAGCUUCUUCCCGCCAAAUGUUUUCCGAAUGUGAGCUGCAAAAACAAGUUGUAGUUGACUGUGGACUUUAAAAUGCCGGGUUAUUUGAAACAGUUGGAAGUCAAAGACUUCAAGUCCUACAAGGGGAAGAAAAUUAUACCCUUCAAGAAGUUUACAGCUGUGAUCGGUCCAAAUGGAUGCGGAAAAUCCAAUCUUAUGGAUGCAAUCAGCUUUGUUUUGGGGGAAAAGACAUCAAAUCUAAGAGUGAAAAGUGUCAAGGAACUUAUCCAUGGUGCUCCAAUCAAACGCCCUGUUGCCUCAACUGCAUAUGUUACUGCCCAUUAUAUGGAAGAACAAGAUGAUGGCCAAGAAAAGGAAAUAAUAUUCCAUAGAAAAAUACUUGGUAGUGGCACUGAAUAUAGAAUAAAUGGAAAUACUGUUACCCCUAAGGAGUAUCAAGAAAAAUUAGAAAGUAUUGGAAUUUUAAUAAAGGCAAAAAAUUUUCUAGUGUUUCAGGGAGCCAUUGAAUCAAUUGCCAUGAAAACUCCAAAAGAAAGAACUGGAAUGUUUGAGAAGAUCAGCAGUUCUGGUGAACUUGCUACAGAGUAUGAAGCUAAGAAGUCAACCAUGACUAAAACAGAAGAAGAAACAAACUUUUCACUUAACAAAAAGAAGGGUGUCACUGCUGAGAAAAAGGAAGCCAAGGCAGAAAAAGAGGAAGCAGAGAAAUACCAAAAACUGAAGCAGGAUCUUAGUGAUGCAAAAUUGGAAGCUCAGCUUUUCAAGCUCUAUCAUGCAGAAAUUGAAAUAAACAAUAUAUUUCAAGAAGUCAAAGGUGAAAACAAGGAACUGGAAAGAAUUCUCUCGAGGAAAAAGACGAUUGAAGAACAUUUUAAAAGUAAGAAAGCCGAAUCUGCCAAGUUGUCAAGGGAACAGGCACUUGUUGAAAAGAAAAUGAAUGAUAAAGAAAGUGAACUUAACAGAAAACGACCCAUGUAUAUCAAAGCCAAAGAGAAGAGAGAUCAUGCUGUUACAAAGCUUGAAGAAACAAGGAAGAGUUUGGCGAAGACGAAGGAGCAGCAAAGAAGGCAGCAGAAAGAGAUUGAAGAUGUAAAUCGUGAGUUGGAAGAAGUGAAAAAGAUGGCGGAGCAAUUUGAGGCUGAUUUUUCAGAAGAAAGCGAGGGUCAAAGCUUGGAGCUCAUGGGAACACAGAUGGAAGAAUAUUUGAAACUUAAGGAAGAAGCUGGGAAGCAAGGCACAGCACUUCAAAUGCAACUUGACAAGGUCAACAGGGAUCAAAAAUCUGACCAAGAAGCAUUGGAACAAUGUAAUUACCGCAAAAACGAACUGCUCGCCCGUCAAAAGCAUCUUGAGGACAAGAAACGAAGCUUGCGGGAAAGACUCACUCAGCUAGAUGACUAUAUCAAGACCAAUGUUGACAGUGUAAACAAGCACAGAGGGGAUUAUGAAGACAUAGAGAGGAGAGUCAGAACUGCACAGACGCAAUGUAGAGAAAUGGAAGACCUACUUUCAACUGUGCAAAAUGAAUUAAACGAAGCCAAAACCGAUAAACAUGCCAGUGCGAGACAAGUUAGAAAAGCUGAAAUUUUAGAAAGCAUGACCAAGUUGUUUCCUGGAGUCCAUGGGAGGCUAGUUGAUCUUUGUGAACCAGUUCAUAAAAGAUACGCCAUUGCCAUCACAAAAGUCCUUGGCAAAAAUAUGGAUGCAGUUGUCACAGACACAGAGCAAACUGCAAGAGAUUGCAUUCAAUAUAACAAAGAGCAGCGAGGGGAACCAAUCACCUUUCUGCCUUUGGAUUCAAUCCAGACAAGACCAAUCAACGAGCAGCUUAGACAGCUCGGUGGAACUGCAAAGCUUGUCAUUGAUGUCAUCCACUUUAAGCCGCCAACUAUCAAGAAAGCCUUGCAGUACGCAUGUGGCAACGCUAUAGUUUGUGACAACAUGGAAGAGGCAAGAAAGUUUGCCUUUAGCGGAUCAGAGAGGAGAAAAACAGUUUCUUUAGAUGGAACAAUGUUUGAACGAUCAGGAGUCAUGUCUGGAGGACUUAGCGACAUCCGUGCAAAGGCAAAACGCUGGGAUCAAAAACACGUGGACUCGUUGAAACGACGAAGAGACAAGUAUGUUGCAGACAUCAAAGAAUUGCAGAGAGAGAGGAGGAAAGAGGCGGAUUUGUCAGCUAUGAAGUCGCAAAUUGAUGGACUGGAAAAUCGACUCAAGUUUGCCAAGAAAGAUAAAGAAACAACAGAGGGUCAGGGUUUGCGCAAUUGCGUCAAAGAAAUGGAGACAAAUGCUGUUGCGAUUGACGAACUUGAGCCGGAUUUUGAAAAAUACCAAAGGCAGAUCAAAGGAAGAGAGAAAGAGAUAAGAAAAUUGGCAGAUAGACUCAAUGCUGUUCAAGACGAGAUUUUUGCAGAGUUCUGUGUCACAAUUGGCGUUGAAAAUAUCAGGCAAUACGAAGAAAAACAACUCAAGGCAGUUCAAGAAAAACAAGAAAAGAAGUUGGAAUUUACAAAACAACAGUCGCGACUAAAUAAUCAGCUGGAAUAUCUAACCUCACGAGACUAUCAAGCACAUCUCAAGAAACUAGAGAAAUCGAUAACAGCAGAAGAAAAGGAAAUAGAAAAACUCAGGAAUAUUGAAAAAGAUCAUUUAGAGGAGAUUGAUCAAGAUACUUCUGAACUUGAUAGGCUUCGACUGGAAUUCGGCGCAACGAAAAACAAAAUUGAAGAGAAGGAAUCAGAAAUAAAAGAAAUACGAAAGUCAUUGACUGCAAAUGCAAAAGAGGAAUCGACAUUGCAAAAGAAAGUCACCUCAAAGGAACGCCAGCUAGAAGAGAAACUUGCUGACCGUCAUAACUUUUUCCAGCAGUGCAAGCUUGAAGACAUCAAAUUACCGCUUAAAAAAGGUUCAUUAAACGACAUUUCUGAUCAGACCUCAUCUAGUCACACGGACGAAGACACGGAUGGGAAUGAGAGCUUAGGCAGUUCACAAAUUGCAAGGAGAAUUUAUGAGAAAGAAUCGCACAUAGAAGUGGACUUCCACAAAUUGCCGAGAAAAUUCAAAGAGCUGUCAGAUGCAAAGGAGAUAAAGAGCACAUUGCAAGAAAUCGAAUCCAGAAACAGCAAAUUGGAAGCAACUUUGUCGAGGAUUGCUGCACCCAAUAUGAAGGCAAUGGAUAAGCUCGAUGAUGUUCAAGCAAGACUGAAAGAAACAAGUAAUGAAUUUGAAAGUAUACGUAAAAGAGCCAGAAAAGCCAAAAUGGAAUUCGAAGCUGUAAAGAAACAAAGAUACGAUCGAUUCAUGAAUUCCUUUGAGCACGUGUCAAAUAAAAUAGAUGAUAUUUACAAGGAACUGUCGAACAAUCCCAGUGCACAAGCAUUCCUAGGAGCAGAAAACAACGAGGAGCCGUACUUAGAAGGAAUUGGGUACAACUGUGUUGCACCUGGUAAACGAUUCCGUCCAAUGGAUAAUUUGUCUGGUGGUGAAAAAACAGUAGCAGCCUUAGCGCUUCUUUUUGCAAUACACAGCUAUCAACCGGCACCCUUUUUUGUUUUGGAUGAAAUCGAUGCUGCGUUAGAUAACACCAACAUAAACAGAGUUGCUAGGUAUAUCAAAGAGCAAACUCACAAGAAUUUUCAGUGCAUUGUGAUUUCUCUAAAAGAAGAAUUCUACUGCAAGGCGGAUGCCUUGGUUGGAAUUACCCUCGAGCCCGACAUGGACUGCACAACAACCAAAGUCUUUUCCCUAGACCUUACACAGUACCCGGAGUAGUUGUUUGUCAAGGUGUCCAAGACGUUAGUCCAGAAGAUUUCCGACCACUUUCCAAAGUUUUCCAAUGACGUAUCGGUUUUAUUCCUUUCGAAACUUCGUGUUUUGAAACUUUUGUAGAUGCAGUCGUUUCAAGUUUUGUUGAAAGUUUAAUUUAUCUUGCCAACAAUUGUUUUUCCUGUUUC